This is a messenger RNA of Selaginella moellendorffii, 1797 nucleotides long. RefSeq names its product tyrosine-specific transport protein-like. The transcript has 9 exons. Lineage: Eukaryota; Viridiplantae; Streptophyta; Lycopodiopsida; Selaginellales; Selaginellaceae. The record is from RefSeq and is a predicted model, not a curated record. The coding region runs from base 120 to 1565 and encodes 481 amino acids. Gene Ontology annotation, biological process: amino acid transmembrane transport.
GCAAGACGACAAUGACUUUGAAGACGUCGGUCCUACAUUAGAUUCUCUAUUUCCGAUUUUUUUCUUCGGAAGGGCCGGGAUCUUUGUGCUUCCCAUGUCCUGGGAGCAGUGAGGAGGGCAUGGAUAUUCGAGGGGGAUGGUCUUGUUCUGAGCUAUACGUGAAACCCGGAGUACAAUUUCCGGGGAGAUGUGUGAGGAGUCAAAGUUUCUUUCAUAGUCGGGUUCCUACAGCCUGCAAGAAAUUCCAGAGCUUAAAUCCUGCAGCAGGGUCCCAAGAGGAUCGACCAAGGAGUACAAGUGUGAAAGGCAGGAGCAUCAGGAGAGAGAGCGCUGAAACAACACCAGGCAAUGGCACGCUUGUGGGAGCAAUUGCGUUGAUUACUGGAACCAGCAUUGGUGCUGGAAUUCUGGCAGUACCAGCAAAAACUAUCGCAGCAGGAUUUAUUCCAUCUGCAAGCAUAAUGACUGGUUCUUGGAUCUUUUUGGUUUUGGAGGCUUUUCUUCUGGUCGAAGUGAACUUGGCUCUGAUGAGCAGCAAAAAAGCAAACCAUUCACUGUCGAAAGUCAUCUCUCUUCAAACUAUGGCCGAGACAACUCUCGGCAGCCGAGGAGGAAUCCUUGUUGGAGCGGUUUACGUGCUCCUCACAUAUGCACUUAUAGUGGCCUACAUUUCCAAGUCAGGCGAAGUUCUCUCCCUGUUAUUUCACGUCCCAAGACAGAUAGCGGAAGUUUUGUUCGUCGGCGUAUUUGGAUAUUUGCUUCUCUCUGGCGGAACCAAACUCGCUGACCGAGCCAAUCAGUUCAUGACUGCGGGACUGAUAGGGCUCUUUCUCUUGCUCGUGAUUGGAGGCUCUAAAUAUGGAGACUGGACAGCUCUUUUGCAUCAGAACUGGAAAAUGGCUCCAGAGGCUAUUCCCGUUAUUUUUCUGGCUCUGGUUUACCACGACUUAAUUCCAGUCAUUUGCACAUAUUUGGAUGGCGAUGUAAGGCGGAUACAGACGUCGGUUAUCGUCGGCAGCGCGAUACCUCUGGCCAUGCUUCUGUGCUGGAACGCUGUAGCUCUUUCUCUCGCUUCUACGUCUGGGAAUGCGGAUCCUCUAAGUCUGGCUAUUCAGACCUCCUUCGCUGUGCAGCUCUUUUCUCUUCUAGCCGUGCUAACAUCCAUAAUUGGCUCCGUGCUCGGAAUGUCCGAGUUUUUCAUCGAGCGGCUUGGGAAGUCCAUCGCCAUCUUACUUCCAGGCGAAACAUUCUUUGAUGAUGCAACGUCCCCGAGGCCAGCGCAUAUAAAACUCGUCUCGGUGGCAUUGGUUCUCGUUCCUCCUCUCCUGCUCUCGCUAAGUAUCUCAGACGCCUUCUUCACAGCUGCAGACCUGGCGGGGGGAUAUGGCAUGACCACGCUCUAUGGUGUUCUUCCACCUGUAAUGGCGUGGGGACUGGCCAAAGAAUCUGGAAACUCCCACUAUCCUGGCGGAAGAAACUGGAUCACAAAGCGUGGAACCUUGGCGGUUACAGGCGUAUGUGCUUGCGGGAUCAUAGCAGGCCAGCUGAUUCUCGACUUAUCAUGACUCCAACGGCUUGGCAUGGGUGAUCCGUGACUCUUGGCUGUCCCACUGUUUUUAGUCAGGCAAGCACGCAUAAGGGCCUCAGGAAUGACCCUAUCCAUCGGGAUUCUUUUACAUUCUUUGUGGUGGCGAACACACACACAAGGUUCGGUCUCUUUCCUUGGUAUAAAUUCCUUUCUCCUCUUUGUCAGGGAGAAACAAACAAACAAAUAAACUGUGCGCAGCUUUUUCUCUC